UAGCCAGUGUUAAUGGCACGAUGAUAGAAAAGGAGAGCUUAAAAUAUAGUAUUUUGUCGGAAACCAGCUUUAAACAGCAUCAGUGCCUCGCUUUGCACUGGAGAGGGCUUGCAGUAGCUCGCGCGGAUGGUCCUAGCCGUGGGAGGUACAUGGAUGGGAUGAUCCACAUGUUGACUAAUGGCUGUUCUGAAAAACAAAAUGUAUUUAGCUAAAGAGAUGACAUCAAAUGAUACAUCCCAGAAGAUCAUCACAGCGCGGUGACUAGCGCACUCUCCAUUGUGUGCAGCAGAAUGUCUCCACGGGUGCCGACUCUGCUGUCCAGACUGUGGCUGUCCUUGGUUCUGUCUUGUGCUGCUAGGUCGAUGUGGCAAGCCUGUGACAAUGGGAAGCUCUUGCUGGGGAGAGACCUGCCCCGGUCAGCUGUAUGGAGCUGUCCUGUGAUUUCCUGGCCAGAGUCUACUACCCAGAAGAUUCCUAGCAUUGAGACAGAGUAUCCCCCACAGUCGAUUGAGCACGUCUGCAUGGACACACCCAUCACCUACAAUCACACUAUCCCCAACAGUGGUGCUCACCGGACUGUAGGGGCAGAGAGUGGAGAGUACCUGUACUGCCCCCCUCAACGCUGGCUCAACAACCUGCAGCAUGGAGCAACAGUGUUGCUGUACCAUCCGUGUGCUCCUGUUCGUCAGCGUGACCUGCUGUCUGUCCUGGGCCACUGCUGUCUGUCUGACUACAUCAUAACGCCACACCCUGACCUCAGCAAACACAGACCGUUAGCGCUGGUGUCCUGGGGUCGCACUCUGGAGCUGUCCCAGGUGACCACUCCGGAGGUCUGUGAUUGGCUGCAGUUGACAGCGGCACACGGUAACAGUGGCGAUGUGGGUCCAAACAGGAAGUAUAACUUGCUGUUGACCCAUCCUGCGGAUCACAAACACGCAUACCCAAAGAAGUCUCUGAAGCAGUGCUGUGAGGAGACCCUCACUCUGCUGCUGGAUGGACGGUUGGAGGUGACAGACUGGAGGAGAGGGAGGGUACGCAAGAGCCGAGCUGCACUCUGGAACGAGGGGAGGGAGAAAGAGAGCCGGACCACCGUGUUGCCGUCUCUAGCAGUCACCAAGACCAACAGGACUACCCUGAACAGACCUGAAGCACAGGGCCCAGCCAUAGUGAGGGCUACACAGAGAGAUACGGACCCUCUAGCAGUCACCAAGACCAACAGGACUACCCUGAACAGACCUGAAGCACAGGGCCCAGCCAUAGUGAGGGCUACACAGAGGGAUACGGACCAAGGACUCAAAGUGACUCAACCUCGCCGCAGAGAAAAUUACACGGAUGACAAAGAGCCCCGAGGGAAAGUGAGAGAAACAGACCGGCUGAACCAGAACGAAGCAGAGGACAAGAGGCAGAGCGGGAAACCGCGAGACAUCCAGGGGAGAGGGGUGAAGAGCAUCAGACGCGAGGGAGAGAGACGGCCCCGUAACUCUCCAACCGAGAGGGAAAAGGCUCUGUCUCAGAGUCGGCGUAAGCAGUUGGCUGUCACACAGGCGAACAGCCAGGACAGGAAAGCAGGCUGUGAUGGUAGGGUGGGCCACAGCGAGUGCACUGAGACCGUAGCUCCGCUAGGGGGCACGGCGGCUGGACCCGGUGACAGGAUGCUGCCCACUCCACGGACAGACGAGGCGGUGUGGGCGGCGGCGGCGUUGUGCUUCCUCCUGGUGCUGCUGGCACUCUCCAUGCUGCACACCCGCCUUUACCGCCAGUGGCGAACAACGCCCAGCAUGUACUGGCAUGACCCCAAGCAGGACUACGACAGCGUGGCAGAUGUGAUCCACAGGAGGCUGAAGAUGCCAGGGAGGAGGAAGAGGAGGGUGUCCAAGAGCCGAAGACAGGAAUGUGUCCUCCUACCACCCAGCUCCAGCACAGAGGAGGACGAGUAGAAACAGACAUCUAUCUGUUUAUUACACCCAUCUUGUCUUUAGCCCUGGGAGAAGGACACUGGGACCUAAAAGCAGGGUACUCCCAUUUGCCUAAUAACACUGCUCUGUUGAAGAAACUGAGCAUUUUAUGGAUUUUUUUAGUAAGGAGACCCCCGAUUCAUCUUCUAUUGUUAAGGAAUAUUUUAGUAUUUUAACUGUCAUACAACACUCCAUAGUAUAAAACCCCAUUCAAUCAGAUCUCAUUCACAAUCACCACCAAUGAUACCAUUUCACUACGCAUUCAAAUGUUCUCGUAGGGGCCGAUUCAGACUUAGGAAACGUACGCCUUUCCCUACGCACUUCUAAGUAGUUGGUAUUCAGGCUUGCCAUAUGAAGGUAUGCAGCAAGAUUUGCGGGUGUGGCGCCAACAAUAAAUGUAAUUCAACCCCAGAAAACACCCACUGGUUGGCCGACAGAAUUGACAAGGGAGUUUUUGUUCAAUACAUUUUCUGUUCAUUUAUCUAAAGUAAUCCCUUUUGUGUUUGGAUAGUGAAGCUAACAAUUUUUUUAUUUUAGGUCAAAUGUUUCAUAUGAGGCAACCUUUAAUUAGAGGGUAUUUUCAUAUCUGUUUUACCUUCUAGAAAUGACUUCUCCAUUUGAAGUAUUUGGACAAAUUCACUUAGUGUAUUAAAGUAGUCAAGUUUUGAUCCCAUAAUCCUUUGCACUCAAUGACCACAUCGAGCUUGUGACCCUACAAGCUCUUAUUGUAGGGAGAGCAUAUGUUUCUGAACACUUCUACAUUAACGUGGCUGCGACCAUGAUUAUCGAUAAAUCAUGAAUGGAUCGUGAGUAAUGAGUGAAUUACUAACCUCUCCUGUUAUUGGAAAUGGUGAGAGGUUAGCAUGUUUUGUUGCAGCUUAUGUUACCUUCUCACUCAUCAUUAUUCACCAUUUGUCUUAAUCAUGGCAUUAAUCAGGAUUCAUUUGGAAGUGUUCAGAAAGAAAUGUACUCCAGUCAUCCUUCAUUUCUCAUUGGGCAAAAUAUAAUCUGAAACAACAAAACAAUCUGCAAAUAUAUCCAACAAAUUGUAGAGCCAGAAGCUUGAUGUAGUCACGGAGUUCAAGGAAUAUGUAGCCAAAUACUCAACUUUUGAUGAUUUAACACUAAGUGAAUUCUUCAACAUGGGGGACGACGAGAUGAAGUGCUUUCCUUUCUAAAUGUUUAAAACAGAUAUGAAAAUAGCCUCGAGCUGACAUUCUGUACUGUCACCUCAUGAAUCAUGGGAUCUGAAAUCCUAAAUGCUGGAGCCCAAUGACAAGGUUUAGCUUCACUGUCCAAAUAAAUCUGGAGGGGAGCGUAGUUGCUGUUGUAAGCAACGGGCUGUCAGUUGCAGUAGUGGGUACGAGUCCAUCAAAUGCUGUUGUGUGAUGGGGGGGGGGGUUAUUUAAUAUAUGAUGGCUGCAGUUAAUCAAGACAUGGACAGAGAGGAUUUGUAUGUGGAUUAUUGCUCGUCUACUACACAGCCACACUCCUAUGAAGCUAUUGGUUGGAAGCUAACCGUUUCAACCACAGAAUUAGAGAGAUUCUGUUUCUAUGCUUUGAACAACCACAGGAUAUGAAUUCCCCGUUCCCUCGCAAUUGUGCGAGAAAACGAUUGAACAUGAUGUUGCUAUGCAUGGUAAUGAAAACACUUGGGAGCAGCAAUACCCUGUGAGGGCUUUUUAUUUAGUUUUUAACUACUGUGUGAUGUUUACUAGUAACCCUGUACCAGAUGUAGAUGUGUAUACUCUUAUUUACAAUACUAAUGUAUACAUAGACUAAUGAUCUUCAGUCAUAUCCUACUAAAGUAAUGAAAUUACAACCGUGAAAACAAAAAUCACCAUAGUGAUUACCAUGUGGUUACCAUAAUGGAGCAGCUGUAGCCAUAUACAGUGUACAAAACAUUAGGAAAACCUUCCAAAUAUUGAGUUCCACACCUUUUUGCUCUCAGAACUGCCUCAAUGCUUCAGGGCAUGGACUCUACAAAGGUGUAGAAAGCGUUCCCACCGGGAUGCUGGGCCAAUGCUUCCCACCGGGAUGCUGGGCCAAUGCUUCCCACCGGGAUGCUGGCCCAAUGCUUCCCACCGGGAUGCUGGCCCAAUGCUUCCCACCGGGAUGCUGGCCCAAUGCUUCCCACAGUUGCCAAGUUGUCCUUUGGGUGGUGGACCAUUCUUAAUACACACGGGAAACUGUUGAGCGUGAAAAACCCAGCAGCGUUGCAGUUCUUGACACAAACCGUUGCAACGUGCACCUACCACCAUACCCCGUUCAAAGGCACACACACACAAUCCAUGUCACAAUUGUCUCUAGGCUUAAAAAUCCUUCUUUAACCUUCCUCUUCAUCUACACUGAUUAAAGUGGAUUUAACAAGUGACAUCAAUUAGGGAUCAUGGUCUUCACCUGGGCAGUCUGUCAUGGAAAGAGCAGGUGUUUCUUAAUGUUUUGUAGACUGUAUCUGUCAAUAGAAACUUUAGGGCUCCCUUAUGCCCUGGUCAAAAAUAGUGCACUUGGCCUCCUGCGUGGCGCAGCGGUCUAAGGCACUUUGAACGGUGUUUCCGACACAUUGCUGCAGCUGGCUUCCGGGUUAAGCGAGGCCGGGUGUUAAGAAGCAGGGCUUGACUGGUCGCAUGAAAUUGACCUUCGCCUCUCCCGAGCCCGUUAGGGAGUUGCAACGAUGAGACAAGAUCGUAAUCAUAAAAAAUAAAAAAAGGUGCACCACAUAGGGAAUAGUGUGUCAUUGUGGAUGUAACCAUUGAAAUGGUAAAUGUCUGUCCCUAAUAGGCUUCAGCAUGUCCAACAUCACGUCCUCGAGACCGUUAGUGUGUACGCGUACCAAGUAGUGCACUACUUUUUAGUGUGGCCCAUAUAACCUCUGCUAGAAAGAUUCUUCAUGUAAACCGAGGGAAUCUGUUGGGACUGAAUGCGGAGGAUAAUGAGCAGCAGUAGUUCUGGCGCUGGUCAUUUGUACAAAUCCUGAUUUCUCAGCUGUUCGCAUCUUUCAUAUUUUGAUAUGAGGGGGGGGGGGGGCAUUUGGCCUGUAACAUGCGAAGAGAGAGGGUUCUGCUCCCCUCUCUAGCAUCUCUUCUCAACACGUAUGGGCCCAGAAUUUAAUCGAGCAGCUGACAAAUGUGACACUUUAGUUCUGGGUUAACCGAGAUUAUGGCCCAUAGGGUUCUGGUCAAAAGUAUUGCAUUGGAAAGGGAAUAGGAUGCCAUUUGGGACACAUAUGCCACUACUAUGUAAUGAGCUGUGAUUAAAUGUUAAAGACUUCAGACAUAAAAGCUAACAACCUGUGAAAUCAUUCACACCAAGAGGACGGUUAAAGUGUGACUACAUGAACCAGGGAGAGAAAGUGAGAGAGAUUGUAGUUUGUACAGCUUACCCAGAGACGCUCCUUUGAUACGGCCUUUGGCUUACCUCCUGAUGAAUGUUUCAAGUAUCUCAAGCUAAACAAAAAAUACAUACAUUUAAGACAA
This is a messenger RNA of Oncorhynchus nerka (sockeye salmon), 5431 nucleotides long. RefSeq lists its product as uncharacterized. The record is from RefSeq and is a predicted model, not a curated record. Lineage: Eukaryota; Metazoa; Chordata; Actinopteri; Salmoniformes; Salmonidae. Bases 291 to 1937 code for a protein of 548 amino acids. Gene Ontology annotation, cellular component: cytoplasm. The transcript is spliced from 9 exons.